AUGGCAACCAGAAAUGCUUUGAGGUCAGUGUCUCGUAGGCUCUCCAGCAGUGGAAAAGUUCUUAACGAGGAGGAAAAAGCUGCUGAGAAUGUUUUCAUUAAGAAAAUGGAGCAGGAGAAGCUUGAGAAGAUAGCCCAAAAGGGUCCUGGAGAACAAGCAGGCACAGCAGGUGAAGCCAAGGCUAGUGGUGCAUCAUCGACUGAGUCAGGCCCAAAAGUGUCAGAAGACAAGCACAGAAACUACGCGGUUGUGGCAGGAGUGGUGACUGUUGUGGGUGCGAUUGGUUGGUACAUGAAAUCAGGCGGAAAGAAGCAGCCCGAGGCUCAAGAGUGA
Arabis nemorensis is the source of this 333-nucleotide messenger RNA. NCBI's taxonomy places the organism in Eukaryota, Viridiplantae, Streptophyta, Magnoliopsida, Brassicales, Brassicaceae. The record is from the annotation of a GenBank genome assembly.